Drosophila nasuta is the source of this 1192-nucleotide messenger RNA. RefSeq names its product Aldo-keto reductase 1B (gene Akr1B). Gene Ontology annotation, molecular function: oxidoreductase activity. Lineage: Eukaryota; Metazoa; Arthropoda; Insecta; Diptera; Drosophilidae. The record is from RefSeq and is a predicted model, not a curated record.
GAUUAGUUCUUUGCUUGUCGCGCACAUCAAAUAUUAAAUAAGUAUUUGAAUUCUUUACUAUAUCCUUUACAAGGGCAAAAAAUAUUAACGUUACUUGCAAAAUGGCUAGCAAAGUGCCAACCGUCAAACUAAACAGUGGUCACAGUAUUCCCAUCAUUGGUCUAGGAACCUGGAAUAGCCCUCCCGGCCAAGUGGUUGAAGCUGUAAAAACUGCCAUCGAUGUUGGAUAUCGUCACAUUGACUGCGCCUACGUCUAUCAAAAUGAGGCUGAGGUCGGAGCCGGAAUUGAAGCCAAGAUUAAGGAGGGAGCUGUCAAGCGCGAGGAUCUCUUUAUUACCAGCAAGUUGUGGAAUACAUUCCAUCGCCCGGAUUUGGUGAGAUCCGCCUGUGAGAACACACUGGACUUGUUGAAGUUGAAGUAUUUGGAUCUGUACUUGAUUCACUGGCCUAUGGGAUACAAGUCGGGCUGCGAACUAUUCCCAGUCGAUAAGGAUGGCAAAACUCUUUACUCGCCCGAUGAUUACGUUGACACCUGGAAGGAAAUGGAGAAACUUGUCAAGGAUGGCUUGGUCAAAUCUAUUGGCGUUUCUAACUUCAACAAGAACCAAAUUGAACGUGUCCUGGCGGUUGCCACAAUUCCACCAGCCACAAAUCAAGUGGAGUGCCAUCCAUAUUUGACGCAGAAGAAACUUGCUGAGUUCUGUAAAUCAAAGGAUAUUACCAUUACUGCCUACAGUCCAUUGGGUAGCCCCAACCGUCCUUGGGCCAAGGAAGGUGAUCCGGUCAUUUUGGAGGAAGAAGCGAUCAAGAAAAUUGCUGCAAACAAGAAGAAGACUGCUGGCCAGAUCUUAAUUCGCUAUCAAAUCCAACGCGGUAACAUUGUCAUACCAAAGUCUGUGACCAAGGAUCGCAUCGAAUCGAACUUCAAGGUCUUCGACUUCGAGCUGACCGAUGAGGAAAUCAAGACCAUUGAAGGAUUCGAGUGCAAUGGCCGCCUGGUGCCCCUGUUGAAUCAAUACGGCCACCCUCACCAUCCAUUUGAGAAAGAUGAGUUUUAAUUGGACAACCCACGAGUUAAUGAUUGUUUUGAUAAACCUUACACACUUUACACAUGUGCUAUACACAAUAUACUAUAUACACAUAUUAUUGAAAUAAGAGAAUAAAUAUGCUGGCAUAAUUAUGAUAAUUAUAA